GUUAAAGCCACUGCACUGCACUGCACUGCUGUGCUCUGCUCCGUUCUGUUCUUCACUGUGUCUUGGUUGGGCGUGUAAUUAAUAUAAAUCCAUCUCAAAGAUUCCUUCCAUACAGCUCACUUCCGCGCAGCUUUUUCUUUUGGUUUUUCCGAUUUUUUCUUUCGCCCAAGCCCCACCACCGGUCAUCAUGAUGAUCCCCCGCCCCGUGUUGCUUUCUCGUUAGGGUUUUUCCCCCUUCCAAUCGCACCGCCUCUUCCUUUCUUCUCCCUCCUCCUCCUCCUAAACCUAGCUAGUUCUUUCUUCUGGAGAAUUGGGUUUUAGGUUUAGGUUUAUGUACAUGCUUCACUCCUUUCAAUCUGUGUAUAUAUAGUUCCUGCGAAUUGGAUUCAUGGCUCAUCAGUCGAUUCCGGGGGCUGGGUCGGGCUUGCAGUUCGUGAAUCAUCGCCAUCAUCAUCAUUAUCAUCAUCCCUUUGGGGACACUACCUAUACCAAGGUGUUCGUCGGCGGUCUGGCGUGGGAAACGCAGAGCGAGACGCUGCGCCGUCACUUUGAGCAGUUCGGGGAGAUCCUAGAGGCCGUCGUCAUAAACGACAAGCAUACCGGCCGAUCGAAGGGAUAUGGCUUUGUUACAUUUCGUGAUCCUGAAUCUGCCAAGAAAGCUUGUGUAGAUCCAAAUCCAGUUAUUGAUGGUAGAAGAGCAAAUUGUAAUUUGGCUUCACUUGGGCGGCCACAACCUUAUACUCCUUAUGGACACCCGAGAUCAGCAAUGCAGUAUUAUGGAAUACCUCAGAUCCCUAGGAGUGCCUAUGUGGGAAGCCCAAUUUUUCACCGACCAGUCUCUUUCAACUACCAAGCUGGGACUGGAUAUCCAGCAUAUGGGUAUACAGGUUAUGGAUCUGAAUAUUUCUACCCACAGGGCAUCUACAAUCCUUAUAUGGGUCAAAAUUACCUUCAGAUGUAUGGAGUACCUGGCACGGUUAAUACAAAUAUUCUACCGUAUGGGCAAAUGGUUCAUCCUAGCCAAGGCUAUCAAACCAUCCAAGCCAAUUUGAUGCCAGGCCAUGUUCCACUAUAUGGAGGACCCCGUGUGAAUGGAGUAACUACAGAAACUGUUGUCACAACUCAACCACCUUACCAGACAGGGAUAACUGCUCCUGCUCCUGCUCCAGGACAGGCACGGAUUAUAUUUCCUGCUCAUCCUCCCCAAAUCAUUCAGAGUAAUGGUUCUGAUCCAAUGGCUGGUUGACUGGUAAACAAAAUGAGACAAAUAUUAAGUCAAUCCCCUAGUUGUGAGAGAACUACACCAACUGCUACUUGAGUGGCGGACUUCGAAUCUAGCCUUGCAAAUACUUGUCUUUGCAUUCAAGAGGUGUUGUCAACCAAACUUGAGGUCUUCCGAGUCAUGGUCACCAAGGACACAGUUGAGUCACUUGUAAGAUACCAAGUUGCACUGAGCCUGGUCCCAAAACAUUGAAGGGUGUGGAUUGCCCUUUCACUUGUCUGUACGGCAGAGUGUCUUCUUGCCAGGACGCAGGUCGCUGGCGGAGCACAAUUUCAUAGAUUGCUGGAAUAUGGUUUCCUGCAAUCAAUCAAUACAAAGAGAGAAUCAACAUAUGAUUCUUGAAUUGUCUGGACCCAGGGUUUGGGUCCAUAGUUUUAUUGCAUUUUCUGUUGCUGGAACCCGAAACACAUUUCCAUCACCUUCUACCAGCAAAUCACUUAAAAAAGACUGAAACUGAAGUUUUCUUUGCCAAA
Diospyros lotus (date-plum) is the source of this 1755-nucleotide messenger RNA. RefSeq lists its product as uncharacterized. The transcript is spliced from 9 exons. The coding region runs from base 389 to 1246 and encodes 285 amino acids. Gene Ontology annotation, molecular function: RNA binding. Lineage: Eukaryota; Viridiplantae; Streptophyta; Magnoliopsida; Ericales; Ebenaceae. The record is from RefSeq and is a predicted model, not a curated record.